This is a messenger RNA of Arabis nemorensis, 909 nucleotides long. The record is from the annotation of a GenBank genome assembly. Lineage: Eukaryota; Viridiplantae; Streptophyta; Magnoliopsida; Brassicales; Brassicaceae.
AUGUCUUUCACGAUACAAUCAUUCGUACUUGUUCCAUGGUUCCUAGUACUAGUCGUAUUCGCCGUCGUCCUCGCAGCCGGUGUACAAAACUCUCCGGAGCCGGCGAUGUUUCCGGCGAUGUUUGUGUUUGGAGACUCUUUGGUGGACAACGGAAACAAUAACCGGUUAGAUUCACUUGCUAGGUCAAACUAUCUCCCUUAUGGCAUCGAUUUCGAUGGAGGUCAACCCACCGGUCGCUUCUCUAACGGCAAAACCAUCGUCGAUUUCAUAGGAGAGUUGCUAGGGCUACCGGAGAUACCGGCGUUUAUGGAAACGGUAGACGGAGGAGUUGAUAUUCUCCGGGGAGUCAACUAUGCGUCGGCUGCCGGAGGAAUCCUAGAGGAAACCGGUCGCCAUCUGGGAGAGAGAUUCAGCAUGAGAAGGCAAGUAGAGAAUUUCGAGAAGACAUUAAUGGAGAUAAAGAGGACAAAAGAGUCGACUGUAAAAGAGUAUAUGGCAAAGUCAUUGGUGGUUGUGUCAUUGGGCAACAAUGACUACAUUAACAAUUACUUGAAACCAUCGCUUUUCCUCACAAGCUCCAUUUACGACCCAACUUCUUUCGCCGACCUCCUUCUCUCCAAUUUCACCACUCAUCUACUUGAAUUGUAUGGAAAGGGGUUUAGAAAAUUCGUAUUAGCCGGUAUUGGUCCAUUGGGUUGCAUACCAGACCAACUAGCCGCCCGAGCGGCUCUGCCGGGUGAAUGUGUUGCUGCGGUUAAUGAGAUGGCUGAGCUUUUCAACGACCGCCUCAAGUCGCUGGUGGAUCGUCUCAAUUCCGAUAACAAAACCACCGGAGAAGGCAUUUUUGUCUAUGGCAAUACUUAUGGAGCAGCCGUGGAUAUCCUCACCAACCCAUUUGCUUAUGGUUAA